This is a messenger RNA of Auxenochlorella protothecoides, 1017 nucleotides long. RefSeq names its product Inner membrane ALBINO3-like protein 2, chloroplastic. The coding region runs from base 1 to 1017 and encodes 338 amino acids. Gene Ontology annotation, biological process: thylakoid membrane organization; protein insertion into membrane; protein localization to chloroplast. Gene Ontology annotation, molecular function: membrane insertase activity. NCBI's taxonomy places the organism in Eukaryota, Viridiplantae, Chlorophyta, Trebouxiophyceae, Chlorellales, Chlorellaceae. Gene Ontology annotation, cellular component: chloroplast thylakoid membrane. The transcript has 5 exons. The record is from RefSeq and is a predicted model, not a curated record.
AUGCUGGACGGCAACCUGUCGGCCGCGCAUGUCCCCUACUCCUACGGCUUCAGCAUCAUCCUGCUCACCCUCCUGGUCAAGGUGGUGACCUGGCCCCUGGCCAAGAAGCAGGCUGAGUCCACCUUUGGCAUCCAGGCCAUCCAGCCCCGGCUCAAGGAGCUGCAGGCCCAGCUCAAGGACAAGCCGGCCGAGCUGCAGGCGCAGACUGCGGCGCUGUACCAGAGCGCGGGGGUCAACCCCCUGGCGGGGUGCCUGCCCGCCCUCGUCACCAUCCCCAUCUUCAUCGGCCUUUACAGGGCACUGUCAAAUGUUGCGGACGAGGGGCUCCUGGGCGAGGGCUUCUUCUGGAUUCCAUCCCUGGCAGGCCCAACCACCAACCAGGGUGGCCUGGGGUGGCUGAAGCUGGCCGGCGGGGCGCCGCCUCUGGGCUGGCAUGACACCAUUGCCUACCUGGUCCUGCCAGUGCUGCUGGUUGUGUCGCAGUACAUCAGCCAGAAGGUACUGCAGCCGCCCUCGGCCGAUCCCUCGCAAGCCGCGCAAUCCAAUGCCAUCCUCAAGUUCCUGCCCCUCAUGAUCGGCUGGUUCUCUCUCAACGUGCCCUCUGGGCUUGGUCUCUACUGGCUGACAAACAACCUUGUGACCACUGGGCAGCAGCUCUACUUCCGCCGGCAGUUUGCGGGCGCAUCCGCAGGGUCUGGGAGCGAGAUCCAGAGUGGGACCUCCAGUUCACAGCCGUCCUCGUCGCAAGUGUACGAUGUCGAGGCCACAGAGGUCAAGCCCAGCGGCAAGGAGCUGAAUGCGCGGCGGUCGUCAAACGCGUCCUCCUCCAGCCGGGGAAAGAAGUUCAAGGCACUGCGGGAACGUGAGGCCGCCCAACGGACACAGGGCGGGGCAUCGGCGGCCGAGGCGCCUGAGCGCAGCAAGUCUGGGGUGGCCACCAUCAGCGCAGAGCGGGGGGAGGCGGAGAGGCUGAAGGUGCCUGAUGCGCCCCCCGCCAAGAAUAACAAUAGGGAUUGA